GAAAACUAUGAAAGGUAAAAGGUCAAUCGCUAAGCUGUUUCCAUCAUCUCUAACUGUGAAAGCUCACUGAAAGUGUAGAAGAAGGGUGGUGUAGAAGCUUGAGUUUUACUGUACUUGAGAGGUCCAUUUUUGUCGUCCUUUGAAGAGUGCGAUAUUCACUACACCAUGAGGCUGAGAUCCAGAGCUAUUGGUGAACAGAAUGGAAGCCAUACCGCGACCGCUGCCUGCGAAAGUGCCAACAAAGGAAUCACUGCUUCCAGGGGAAGGAGUCCCUGGGGAUUGAGACGUGUACUGGGAGGGCUGCUUGGAGUCUAUGUGGGCAUCCCUGUACUGGUGAAGCUGUGUCCCUCCAUCAUGGCUCACGUGGUGUUUGCACAAAUGCUUCGUUGGCCACUGGCACCUCCGCUGACUGACCUAGAGGCUUAUGGACUAAGUGGAGCAAGAAAUUUCUACCUUCCUUCCACAGAUGGAAUCAAACUUGGAGUGUGGCACAUCCUGCCAGCUGACUUGAAAGUUGAGAAGAAAGAUGAGGCUUCUUUUAAUCAAGCUCUUAGCCAAUCAAAUCCAGUUAUCCUUUACCUGCAUGGAAAUUCCAACACUAGAGGAGGGUCCCACAGAGUUGAUCUCUACAAGAUAUUUGCUGGGCUGAAUUACCACGUGGUCAGUUUUGAUUAUAGAGGAUAUGGGGAUUCAACUGGCUCCCCCACAGAGGAAGGAAUAUGUGAAGAUGCCCUGGUGGUUCACUCAUGGGUGAAAAAACAUGCAGGAAACUCACCUGUGUUUCUAUGGGGACAUUCGCUGGGUACUGGGGUAACAUCAAAGAUAACCAGGAAGUUGUGUGAAGAAGGUAAUUGCCCAGCUGGAGUAGUGUUAGAAGCCCCAUUUACAAGUACUCGAGAGGAGUGUUCGGGACACCCGUUUGCCCAGCCAUGGAGAUACUUUCCUUGGUUUGACUGGUUUUUCACAGAUGGUCUGGAAGCAAACAAUAUCUACUUUGAAAGUGAUAAACAUGUUGCUGCUAUCACAUGUCCAUUGCUGAUCCUCCAUGCUGAAGAUGACUUCAUUGUUCCCUUCAGGUUGGGAAAGAAGCUAUAUGAGAUUGCCAAGGAGACAAGACCAAAAGGUGCUCCACCUGUACAUUUUAUAGGCUACGACAGAUCCCAUGGCUAUGGCCAUAAGUACAUUUGCAACAGUCCGGCUCUACCACAGGUUAUAAGGGAAUUUGUGGAAGGCUUGCCACAGAAAGUGUGACUUGAACCAAGCUGCUAAUGUGUUGAAGAGGUGUGGACCACGUCAUGACUUUGCACAAGACAAUGCAAUUUAUUGUUUUUAAGUUAACAGUUUUUAGAUGUGUUUGUGCCUGUUUUAACUCACUAGUAGCCAAGAAGUUUCAUAUAAGAAACUCAAUGUGAAUCUUUUUGUGGUAUGAACUCUAAGUAAGUACACUAUUGACUUUAUGAGAAUGACAAUAUCAAUGGGUUAGGCUGUAGAAAGCAAAAUCAUGUCACCCUUGCAAACUCAAGUUACUUUAACAUCAGUCAGCAAUAUUUCGCUUUCUGCAAAUGUUUGGUCAGAUGAGUAUUUAUUAUGAUUAGCUCCCUGUGCACUGUGUUAAAAAGAUAUCCAAAAGAGAUGUAACAGAAACAGAGAUAUUAUGGAAGAUGUGGGAGUAAGAAGUGUUGACCUGACUCCAUCAUCCUAUGAAAUAGAUUAAAGCCAGUUUUGUGCUGUUGCUUUUGUUGUGCCAACAGUUUUUCCAUGGUCGUCUAUUUCCUUCUACCUCACAGGCUGACACCUUCCUGGUCUUUUUGUUUAUGUACAUGGGUGGACACAAGCCAACAUCUAUAUUCAGACACCUGAGUACAAACAGUCAGAUGAGCCCUCUGAAUCCACUUUGACUUGAGUUGGCGCUUCUGUGACUUGAUACUCUCCAUAAACACAGGCAAGGCUGCUUCAAGUUAUUCAGGGCACAAUGUCCUCUUCCUUUCCUUAUUGCUACUCCAGUACUUUUGUUCAGUCAGCCCAUACAGACACUGUAAGUAGAAACCAAUGAAUUGACAAUAAUGAUUUUGUUCACUUUGUCCAGAAAGACAGGAAACCAGACAGGUGUGGCUUGUUGUCCUUUGUAACCCAUCCAUUCACACAAAGUAGGUUAGUAGGUUUGGGUCAAUAGAUGAAGCUAGAUAUAUUCUUUGGUCUUUCAGAAUAGUAGGUUAAUGUGUUGCUGUGGGAACAGUACCUUGUUUGUAUACACUUUUAAAGUAUGACUUUUUAUCUGCUCUUUAAUCAAUGCCAAUACUGGAUUUAAUUCAUACCCCUACAUAAUUCAAAUGUACUACCUUCACCACAGUCA
This is a messenger RNA of Branchiostoma belcheri (Belcher's lancelet), 2353 nucleotides long. RefSeq names its product monoacylglycerol lipase ABHD12-like. Gene Ontology annotation, biological process: phosphatidylserine catabolic process; monoacylglycerol catabolic process. Gene Ontology annotation, cellular component: endoplasmic reticulum membrane. Gene Ontology annotation, molecular function: phosphatidylcholine lysophospholipase A1 activity; monoacylglycerol lipase activity. The transcript has 13 exons. Bases 166 to 1251 code for a protein of 361 amino acids. The record is from RefSeq and is a predicted model, not a curated record. NCBI's taxonomy places the organism in Eukaryota, Metazoa, Chordata, Leptocardii, Amphioxiformes, Branchiostomatidae.